AUGGUCUAUCCUAUCGUCGCCACUCGCGCGGUCCCUUCGACGAUCACGAGGGAGCAGCUUUGGAAAGGCUUGAAGGUGAAGGCGCGCGAACCGAGAGGCUUCACGCCGAUUACAGAGUGCGAGGUCCUUUCGGAGCACAAGACGGGCUUGUCAAGGAGGAUCGUAUUGGAGGGGCUGACCAUCCAUGAAGACGUGGAGUUUGUCGAGCCGUACUGGGCGACCUUCAAGAUGCGCGAGACAGGGACAGAAGUCCUGAACCUGAUCAGCGUAGACGAGAAGGGCCAGACUUUCCUGACCUUUACGUUCAAGGUCAUAUUCCCGGGUACCGAAGAGGGGUCCGAGGCAGAGAAGGAGAAAGGACGGGGCAUGGAGAAGAUGGCGACGUCGGCGGUUGAGAUGACCAUUGUCCAGGUGGAGAAGCUGGUGAAGGAGGGCAAGUUGUGA
Gloeophyllum trabeum ATCC 11539 is the source of this 444-nucleotide messenger RNA. Its product is annotated as DUF1857-domain-containing protein. The transcript has 2 exons. The coding region runs from base 1 to 444 and encodes 147 amino acids. The record is from RefSeq and is a predicted model, not a curated record. Lineage: Eukaryota; Fungi; Basidiomycota; Agaricomycetes; Gloeophyllales; Gloeophyllaceae.